This is a messenger RNA of Ochotona curzoniae (black-lipped pika), 5606 nucleotides long. RefSeq names its product tuberin. NCBI's taxonomy places the organism in Eukaryota, Metazoa, Chordata, Mammalia, Lagomorpha, Ochotonidae. Gene Ontology annotation, cellular component: nucleus; TSC1-TSC2 complex; cytoplasm. Gene Ontology annotation, molecular function: GTPase activator activity. The transcript has 41 exons. The record is from RefSeq and is a predicted model, not a curated record. The coding region runs from base 98 to 5557 and encodes 1819 amino acids. Gene Ontology annotation, biological process: negative regulation of Wnt signaling pathway; regulation of small GTPase mediated signal transduction; positive regulation of GTPase activity.
CGUCCGCCUCAGCACUCUUGUCGGUUCGCCGUGUCCGCGGGCGGCCGCAGGGCCGGGGUGAGGUCAGCCACGGUGCAUUCGCGCGGAGCUGCCCACCAUGGCCAAGCCGAGCAGCAAGGAUUCCGGCUUGAGGGAGAAGUUCAAGACCCUGCUGGGGCUGGGGACGGCGAGGGCGCACCACCCCAGGGCGGCGGAAGGCAAGCAGACCGAGUUCGUCAUCACCACCGACGUCCUCAGAGAACUGAGUGUUGAGUGCGGUAUCAAUAAUCGCAUCCGGGUCAUAGGGCAGAUCUGUGAAGUUGCAAGAACCAAGAAGUUUGAGGAGCAUGCAGUGGAAGCCCUCUGGAAGGCCGUUGCUGACCUGCUGCAGCCAGAGCGGCCCCCUGAAGCCCGGCACGCCGUGCUGGCCCUGCUGAAGGCCAUCGUCCAGGGGCAGGGGGACCGCCUGGGGGUUCUCAGGGCGCUGUUCUUCAGGAUCAUCAAGGAUUACCCUUCCAGCGAAGACCUGCACGAGAGGCUUGAGGUGUUCAAGGCGCUCACGGACAACGGGCGGCACAUUGCGUAUCUGGAGGAGGAACUGGCGGAGUUCGUCCUGCAGUGGAUGGAUGUCGGCCUGUCCUCCGAAUUCCUGCUGGUGCUCGUGAAUUUGAUCAAGUUUAACAGCUGUUACCUUGACGAAUACAUUGCGUCCAUGGUUCACAUGAUCUGCCUGUUGUGCAUUCGGACUGCAUCCUCUGUUGAUAUUGAGGUGUCCCUGCAGGUGCUGGACGCCGUGGUCUGCUACAACUGCUUGCCUGCAGAGAGCCUCCCGCAGUUCAUUAUCACGCUGUGUCGCACAGUGAACGUCAAGGAGCUCUGUGAGCCCUGCUGGAAGCUGAUGCGGAACCUCCUGGGCACCCACCUGGGCCACAGUGCCAUUUACAACAUGUGCCGUAUCAUGGAGAACAGAGCCUACAUGGAGGACGCCCCACUGUUGCGUGGAGCUGUGUUCUUCGUGGGCAUGGCCCUCUGGGGAGCCCACCGCCUCUACUCGCUCAAGAACUCGCCGACAUCUGUGCUGCCAUCCUUUUAUGAGGCCAUGACGUGUCCCAAUGAGGUGGUGUCCUAUGAGAUCGUGCUGUCCAUCACCAGGCUUGUGAAGAAGUACAGGAAGGAGCUGCAGGCCGUCACGUGGGACCUGCUGCUCAACAUUGUGGAGCGGCUGCUGCAGCAGCUCCAGAGCCUGGACAGCCCGGAGCUCAGGACCAUCGUGCAUGACCUGCUGACCACAGUGGAGGAACUGUGCGACCAGAAUGAGUUCCACGGCUCCCGGGAGAGAUUCUUCGAGCUGGUGGAGAGAUGUGCAGACCAGAGGCCUGAGUCCUCCCUCUUGAACUUGGUCUCCUUCCGGGCACAGUCCAUUCACCCUGCGAGGGACGGCUGGAUCCAGAGCCUGCAGCUGCUCAUGGAGCGCUUCUUCAGGAGCGAGCCCCGCAGCGCUGUGCGCAUCAAGGUGCUGGACGUGCUGUCCUUUGUGCUGCUCAUGAACAGACAGUUGUACGAGGAGGAGCUCAUCAACUCCGUGGUCAUCUCCCAGCUCUCCCAUAUCCCCGAAGAUAAGGACCACCAGGUCCGGAAACUGGCCACCCAGUUGCUGGUGGACCUGGCGGAAGGCUGCCACACCCACCACUUCAACAGUUUGCUGGAGAUCAUUGAGAAGGUGAUGGCACGCACCCUCUCUGCACCGCCUGAGCUGGAGGAAAGGGAUGUGGCCUCCCACUCAGCUUCCCUGGAGGACGUGAAGACUGCCGUCCUGGGACUCCUGGUCAUCUUGCAGACCAAGCUGUACACUUUGCCUGCCAGCCAUGCCACACGCGUAUACGAGACACUCGUCGGCCACCUGCAGCUGCACUACAAGCUUAACUACACACUGCCCAUCGCCAGCAGCAUCCGGCUGCAGGCCUUUGAUUUCCUGCUGCUGCUGCGUGCCGACUCGCUGCACCGCCUGGGUCUGCCCAGCAAGGACGGGGGCGUGAGGUUCAGCCCCUACUGCUUCUGCGACUGCGUGGAGCCAGAGCGGGGCUCUGAGAAGAAUACCGGCGGCUCCCUCUCGUCUCCCACGGGGCCUUCUGGUUCAGCCCCUGCAGGCCCUACUGUGCGCCUGGGCUGCCUGCCCUACUCACUGCUCUUUCGCCUCCUGCUGCAGUGCUUGAAGCAGGAGGCUGACUGGAAGGUGCUGAAGCUGGUGCUCGCCAGGCUGCCCGAGUCACUGCGUUACAAGGUGCUGUUCUUCACCUCGCCCUGCAGCCUCGACCAGCUGGCCUCCGCCCUCUGCUCCAUGCUUUCAGGCCCAAAGACACUCGAGCGGCUCCGGGGGACACCAGAGGGCUUCUCCAGGACUGACCUGCACUUGGCCGUGGUCCCAGUGCUGACGGCGUUAAUCUCUUACCACAAGUACCUGGACAAAAGCAAGCAGCGGGAGAUGGUCUAUUGCCUGGAGCAGGGACUCAUCCACCGCUGUGCGGGCCAGUGCGUGGUGGCCCUAGCUGUGUGCAGCGUGGAGAUGCCCGAUGUCAUCGUCAAGACGCUGCCCGUGCUGGUGGUGAAGCUCACGCACAUCUCAGCCACGGCCAGCAUGGCUGCCCCGCUGCUCGAGUUCCUGUCUACUCUGGCCCGGCUGCCACACCUCUACAGGAACUUUGCAGCUGAGCAGUAUGCGAGUGUGUUCGCCAUCUCCCUGCCUUAUACCAACCCCUCCAAGUUCAAUCAGUACAUCGUGUGCCUGGCUCAUCACGUCAUAGCCAUGUGGUUCAUCAGGUGUCGCCUGCCUUUCCGAAAGGAUUUUGUCCCUUACAUCACUAAGGGUCUGCGUUCUAACGUGCUGCUCUCGUUUGAUGACACCCCCGAGAAGGACAGCUUCCGGGCUCGCAGCACCAGCCUCAACGAGAGGCCCAAAAGUCUGAGGAUAGCCAGACCCCCCAGACAAGGCUUGACUCACUCCCCACCCAUGGAGGAGUGCGAGGGGAGUCCUACCGCCGAGGCCUUCCGCUGCCGCAGCGUCAGUGUGUCUGAACAUGCGGUCCGCAGCAGAGUCCAGACGUCCCUCACCAGUGCCAGCCUGGGCUCCGCGGACGAGAAUUCCGUGGCCCAGGCCGACGACAGCUUGAAGAACCUCCACCUGGAGCUCACGGAGACGUGCCUGGACAUGAUGGCCCGAUACGUGUUCUCCAACUUCACCGCCGUGCCCAAGAGGUCUCCCGUUGGAGAGUUCCUCCUGGCAGGCGGCAGGACCAAAACCUGGCUGGUGGGGAACAAGCUUGUCACCGUGACGACAAGCGUGGGCACUGGGACCCGCUCGCUGCUGGGCCUGGAUUCCGUGGAACUGCAGGGCAGCAGCCCAGAAACGAGCGCUGACCCUGGGACACACAUCCGACAGACCAAGGAGGCGCCGGCCAAGCUGGAGUCGCAGGCCGGCCAGCAGGUGUCUUGUGGGGCCCGGGACCGUGUCCGCUCCAUGUCUGGAGGCCAUGGCCUUCGUGCUGUUGGCCUAGACACACCAGCCUCCCACUUCCCAGCCGGCCCCUGCUCUCCAGGAGCACCAAUGGCGCCAUCUGCCAAGGCUGACAGGGCCUCGGCUGGCCCCCAGGGCCUGGCUCCAGAGAGGAUGAACCUGGCGGCCUACGUGCCCCUGCUGACCCAGGGCUGGGCAGAGAUCCUGGUCCGCAGGCCCACAGGGAACACGAGCUGGCUAAUGAGCCUGGAGAACCCGCUGAGCCCCUUUUCCUCGGACAUCAACAACAUGCCCCUGCAGGAGCUGUCCAAUGCCCUCAUGGCGGCCGAACGCUUCAAGGAGCACCGCGACACCGCCUUGUACAAGUCACUCUCGGUGCCAGCAGCCAGCACGGCCAGGCCCCCACCGCUCCCUCGCUCCAACACAGUGGCCUCCCUGUCCUCCCUGUGCCCGUCCGGCUGCCAAGGGAAGCUGCACAGGAGCAUUUCCUGGGCAGACUCGGCCAUGCUUCCGGAGGAGAGUGUAGGUGCGGCCCCGCUGCCGCCAGAUCCCCCAGAGCUGGAGGACGUAGAAGUGGCCGCGCUAGGCAGCCAGGGGCGCUGUGGCCGUGCUGCUGUCUAUAGCCGGUCGUCCUCAGCGUCCAGUCAAGAGGAGAAGCCAUUCCGCAGUGAGGAGCGGGCCGCCUGUGGCGUCCCCAUAGAGCGGACUGGCUCCACUGCCAGCGGCCGGCCGGCGGUGGGCCUCUCCUUCCAGCCCUCACAGCCGCUCAGCAAGUCCAGCUCCUCCCCCGAGCUGCAGACGCUGCAGGACGUCCUGGGGGAGGCCGGGGACAAGGCUGAUGGUGGCCGGCUCAGUCCCGAGGCCAAGGCCCGGUCACAGUCAGGGUCCCUCGACAGAGAUGGUGCCGCCUGGGGGCCCCCGGAUGAGGAGGGCCAGGGCUUGGGCCCCACACAGCCUGAGGGGGCCCUGCCAUCCAGCUCGCCCCGCUCUCCCGGUGGCCUGCGGCCCCGCGGCUAUACCAUCUCCGACUCGGCCCCAUCACGCAGGGGCAGGAGGGCCGACAGGGUGGAACGGGACGCCCUCAAGGGCAGGGCUGCGGCCAGCAGCGCCGAGAAGGUGCCGGGCAUCAACCCCAGCUUCGUGUUCCUGCAGCUCUACCACUCGCCUUUCUUUGGCGACGAGUCCAACAAGCCCAUCCUGCUGCCCAACGAGUCCUUUGAGCGGUCGGUGCAGCUCCUGGACCAGAUCCCAUCAUAUGAUACACACAAGAUCGCCGUCCUCUACGUGGGAGAGGGCCAGAGCAACAGCGAGCUGGCCAUCCUGUCCAACGAACACGGCUCCUACCGCUAUACCGAGUUCCUGACGGGGCUGGGCAAGCUCAUCGAGCUCAGGGACUGCCAGCCCGACAAGGUGUACCUGGGCGGCCUGGACGUGUGUGGCGAGGACGGCCAGUUCACCUACUGCUGGCAUGAUGACAUCAUGCAGGCUGUCUUCCACAUUGCCACCCUGAUGCCCACCAAGGACGGGGACAAGCACCAGUGUGACAAGAAGCGCCACCUGGGCAACGACUUCGUCUCUAUCGUCUACAAUGACUCUGGUGAGGACUUCAAGCUGGGCACCAUCAAGGGCCAGUUCAACUUUGUUCACGUGGUUAUCACCCCGCUGGACUACGAGUGCAACCUGGUGUCGCUGCAGUGCCGGAAAGACAUGGAGGGCCUCGUGGACACCAGCAUGGCCAAGAUUGUGUCUGACCGCAACCUGCCCUUUGUGGCCCGGCAGAUGGCACUGCAUGCCAAUAUGGCCUCGCAGGUGCACCACAGCCGCUCCAACCCCACCGACGUCUACCCCUCCAAGUGGAUCGCCCGGCUGCGGCACAUCAAGCGACUCCGCCACCGGGUCCGUGAGGCCACCCAAUAUGCAAACUCCAGCCUGCCCCUGAUGCAGAUGCACAACCCUGCCCACGCCAAAGCCCCCACGCAGGCGCCAGCUGAGCCGCUGUCCACCUACGAGACUGGCCAGCGGAAGCGCCUCAUCUCCUCCGUGGACGACUUCACAGAGUUUGUGUGAGGCUGCAGCCAGGUGGCGCGGGGCAGAGGAAAUAAAUGGGCCAGCGGGA